AUGUCUAAAGUAUUAAUUAUUGCUGGUAUUCUUUCACUCAUUCACUGUGGUUAUUCUGCUGCCCAAUAUCGAUCACAUCUUCGUUUAAUAGAACAAGAUUUUGACGGAUUUUUGCCGGCUGAUAUAAUUUUGCAAGCCUUAUUCAGCCUUUUUGUUUCUCUUUUUGGAAUUGUUCAAUUGUGUGAUGGAUUUAAAGAAAUUCGUGCUCUAAACGAAUUACAAUCAAAAACUUGUGAAACUUUGGAGAAUCGACCAUCAUUCUAUACAUUUAACCAUCGGGGCAGACUCAUACCACCCGUCAACGAGGAUUAA
Molecule: messenger RNA, 312 nt
Organism: Tetranychus urticae (two-spotted spider mite)
Lineage: Eukaryota; Metazoa; Arthropoda; Arachnida; Trombidiformes; Tetranychidae
Product: ER membrane protein complex subunit 5
Cellular component (GO): plasma membrane; EMC complex; early endosome
Source: RefSeq, a predicted model, not a curated record